Molecule: messenger RNA, 1098 nt
Organism: Haliotis rufescens (red abalone)
Lineage: Eukaryota; Metazoa; Mollusca; Gastropoda; Lepetellida; Haliotidae
Product: probable 7-methylxanthine methyltransferase 3
Exons: 1
Coding region: 1-1098 (365 amino acids)
Biological process (GO): methylation
Molecular function (GO): S-adenosylmethionine-dependent methyltransferase activity
Source: RefSeq, a predicted model, not a curated record
AUGGGGACCUAUGGGACUAAUCUAGCGCCAAUCUGUGAUAAAUAUUCAGUUCUUCUACAAACGGAUGACUUCUUGAAGCUGGCUAAGAAAGUUCCUUUCCUAGAAAAAAACUCGGCAUACAACAUCGGCGACUACGGAACUGCCGAUGGUGCUGCCGCCAUGACGUUCCUCGGGACACUCAUCGAGAGUCUGAGAGAGCACCAUGGCUCUCACGUGCAGUUCCAGGUCAUCCAUGAAGACCAAGAGGUCAACGACUUCAACUCUCUGUUUAGACGCCUCUCUGGUCUAAUCCCUGAGCCACCAUCCUACCUCCAGAAUAUCGAGAACGUCUUUGCUUUGGCCUCGGGAACAAAUUUUUAUAAGCAGUGUGUCCCAGCCGACUCAAUGCACAUAAUACUCUGCAUGGUCGCUGUACAUUGGCUUUCUGGAAAACCACCUGUGAAUAAAGAAAAUAUUUACUCUUUUCCAAAUACAGAUACUGAUGUCAGGUAUAUGCUCGAGAAACAAGCGUCCGAGGAUUGGGAGAAAUUCCUUAUCUUGAGAAGUCGUGAACUGAAAAAAGGAGGCCUUUUGGUUGUAUCUACACCGAGCAACUCCAUUUCGACGUCAGGAGAAAUGAAGAUUUGCAGUGAGAACUUCUUGUCAAUUUUGAAUGAAAUUUGGAAGAAAUUUCGCGACAUGGGCAAAAUUUCCCAAAGUGAACUCGUGAAUACUAAUAUGGCAUCCUGCGACAAGAGUUUACCUCUACUGAAAGCUCCAUUUGAAGAUCCCGACUCAAAAGUGAGUAAAUGCAAUUUACGGCUUUUAUCAGCUAAACUGGUUGAUGCUCCCUGUGAAAUAUACAACGAGUGGAAACAAAGGAAGGAAGAAGAUGGCGUUGAUGACAGGGUUAGAUAUGCCAGAAGAUUUGUGGCAGCCCAUCGAUGUUGGAGCAACAGUGCCUUUCUGACCGGUCUUGCAGGAACGAGGAGUAAGGACGAAAAAGAAUUAAUUGUGAAUGAGUUAUACGAACAGGUAAAGGAGGUGAUCAAAAAGAGGAACCCAGAAGAUUUGAAGGACACCAAUCUUUUCGCUUAUGUCUACAUCACCAAGGAGUGA